Molecule: messenger RNA, 2653 nt
Organism: Stegastes partitus (bicolor damselfish)
Lineage: Eukaryota; Metazoa; Chordata; Actinopteri; Pomacentridae
Source: RefSeq, a predicted model, not a curated record
UCCAGUUUAAGGUCAGAGGACACACAGCAGCAAGACAAGAUGACAACACUGCGGCCGUUCACCUGCGAUGAUUUGUUUAAAUUCAACAACAUAAACUUGGAUCCUCUGACAGAAACUUAUGGGAUCCCGUUUUACCUCCAGUAUCUGGCUCACUGGCCGGAGUACUUCAUCGUUGCUGAGGCUCCUGGUGGUGAACUGAUGGGCUACAGUGAGUCCUUCUGCUUUGACAGAUUUCACAGAAGGACACAGCAAGGUCUGAACAAAGACGCUCGAGCAGACAGCGAAUCUACCAUCGAGAGGAUACUCAGCAACAUGGCAACAAACCUUGAGAUUACAAAGGGAAGCCUACUUGGCAGUUGCUACAUGGUAGAGAAAAUCCUUGGAGAGGGCAGUUUUGGUGUUGUAGCCAAGUGCUGCAACACAGACAACAACAAGACUGUAGCCAUCAAGGUGAACAAGAACGAGGAAGGCGUUCUUGAAAUGGCAAUUGAUGAAAUUGCCAUCCUGAAGCAGCUGCGGCGUCUUGACCCAGACUCAUGCAACAUAGUCCAGUGGGAUGGCUUCUUUAUCGACAAGGAGCGGAUAUGCAUCACCUUUGAACUCCUGGAUUUGAGCCUUCACCAUUACCUGCAUGAGCAUAGAGGUGGGCGUCUUACCGUUGGCGAAAUGAGGCCUGUAUUGUACCAAAUGGCCUCGGCACUUUCUCACCUACAGUCCGUUAACAUCAUACAUGCGGAUGUAAAGCCGGUCAACAUCAUGGUUGUGAACCGCCAUCAGAGCCCACUGCAAGUGAAACUUAUCGACUUUGGUGUGGCACGUAUUGGAUCAACAGUAGAACAAGGUGACUGGAUGGGGACCCUCUCAUACAGUGCACCAGAAAUGCUACUGGGCGUGCCAUACAAUGAGUGCGUCGAUAUGUGGGCUCUAGGACUUGUAAUGGCGGAGCUGGCAGUGGGGUGCCCACUCUACCCUGGCGAUACGGAUUAUGAUGUCUUCAAAUCCAUCGUACAAACCCAAGGCCAGCCAGCUGAUGAUGUCCUGGACUGUGGAUGCUAUACUGACACUUUGUUCAAUCCCCAGGAGCAUGGCAGAUCACGUUGGACAUUUAAGACCCCAGAUGAAUAUAAGCAGGGAUUCUGUGCAUCAGACACCAGGAGGAUCAAACUUAAUUCUCUUGAUGACAUUGAAAAGCAUAUGGUGCAAGACAAGGAACACCAAGGGGAUCAAAAGAUGUUUGUCAGCUUAAUCAAGAGUAUGCUGACCCUUGAUCCAAGUCGGAGGAUCACAGCUCAGGAGGUUCUGAAGCAUCCGUUCUUCAACAACCAAAGUCCUGCUCCGAGCCAGUCUGCGACGUCACUACAACAACCUGAAGACGUCAGCUACCAAUGUCCGGCUCCCUGUCAGUCUGCCACAUCGUGGGAAGAAAGCGUAGACUCCAACGACCGAUGUCCGGCUCCCUGUCUAUCUGCCACAUCGUGGGAAGAGCACGCAGACGUGAAUGACCAAAGUCCGGCUUCAUGGCAUUCUUCUACGUCAUGGGAAGAAUGCCAUGACUUCAAUGACCAAAGUCCGGCUCCCUGGCAUUCUACAAAAUCAUGGGAAGAAAGCGGAGACUUCAACGACCAAAGUCCGGCUCCCUGUCAGUCUGCCACAUCAUGGGAAGAACAUGCAGACUGCAACUCCCGAAGUCCAACUCCAUGCCUCUCUGCUACGUCAUGGGAAGAACGUGUAGACUCCAACCACCGAUGUCCGGCUCCCUGUCUAUCUGCCACAUCGUGGGAAGAGCAAGCACACGUGAAUGACAAAAGUCCGGCUUCAUGGCAUUCUUCUACAUCAUGGGAAGAAUGCCAUGAUUUCAACGACCAAAGUCCGGCUCCCUGUCAGUUAGCUACAUCAUGGGAAGAACACAAAGACUUUAAGGACCAAAGUCCAGAUCCACCAUCUCUGUCUGCCAUGUCAUGGGAGGACCAUGGAAAUAUUAACCUCCAACCUGAGGAAUUCUGCAUUGACAUGAUGCAAGUAGAAGAUGACCUUCCGACGGCCUUCAUUCAACCUGACGACUUCAUCAUUGACAUGUCGCAUCUGGAGGACGAGGAAAUCAUGUCAUUUUCAAUGUCUUGUAGGAAGGGGGGAUUCUUUGUGGAUCUGUUCGUACGAGUAUCCAACCAGGUGGCGGUGAACAUGUACAAACGUCUGGGCUACAGCGUCUACAGGACGGUGAUAGAAUAUUACUCAGCUAGCAAUGGAGAACCUGACGAGGACGCUUACGAUAUGAGGAAAGCUCUGUCCAGAGACACAGAAAAGAAGUCCAUCAUCCCACUGCCACAUCCUGUCAGACCAGAAGACAUCGAAUAACAGUAGACCGUGGCUCUCUGACUCCCUUUAUCCUGAUAAUCAGCUGUAAUGUUGUGAUUUCAGCUCCUGCUCAGUGACGUUGUACAUAGUAAAAGUGUCACACAGGCUGCUUCCCCCAUUCUCAGUGCUCAUUAGUCAGAGAGCCACUGAUUGUACAAAACAUCCUGGAUGAAUUGAAAAGUUUUAAUUUCUUGUAAAUUCUAAAUGAACAUUUGCUUAAGAAAAAAAACCACAAGUGAGGCUCAGUUGAUGUAUGUAUAAUGGCACAAAGAAAGCAUACAAUAAAGACUGCUCAUGA